AUUUUUCAAGUGCAAAUUUUUGGAUUGUUAUAAAUGACUAGAUAAUCAACUUUGUUGGUUUCAGAUCCCUUGCAAAUUACAACAGCUUAACUGAUAAGCACCUUGCCGGCUAUUUCAGCAAUACUAGGAUAAGACGUCACCUUCUGAGAUCAGGGCUGAUUUCAAGAAGUGGAAGAAUAAUAUCGGAGAAGGAGUAUCGGCUGAAUGCCAUGAGGAAAGAUCAUCAGAAGUAUAUUCGAGAAUGUUUGGCUCAGGCAAUAUUUCACAAAGUCCUUGACAUGGAACGUCAUCACCAGGUUGAGAUAAAAAGAAAACUUGAAAAUUCUGCCAAGAGAGAACGUGUUCAGAGAAUCAAGGUGGAACGAUCAAGAAAGGCAGCGGAAGAGACAAAUCAUCUGCUUUCUCCACACCCGCCCACUGCACCAAGAAAUCGCUUUGCUCGUCGCAAAAUAAGUGAAAGAGGAGAAACAGGAAAUUUGACCACCUAUCCUCGACCAAACACUGCACCUGGAAACAUACAGCACCCACUUCGAUUGCAGCCUCUAUAUGGCAACGCUACAGUGGAAUCUACACCAAAGGCUACUUCAACUUCCAGAGCAAAAUUCCUCACCUUUGAAAAGGAACAUCAGUUGCCGAGUGGGGGAGACAAAGGGAUAUUAAAGCCUAUGCAUCCAACAGAUUAUUCAUCUGGAAUAUCCCCCUACCGAUUUCCCAUCAUUAACAAUUACGUGAUACCUAUUCCGCCACCACCCAAAAGUGAGAAGAACAUGAGCACAGUGAAAGGGGUGGCAUUGAGAGGUCGAAGGCUUCGCCCAACAACUGCACCCAAUGGCAUGGAGCAAUUGUUAAUGAGGGACACAGGGAAAUUCUACAGGCCUCAAGUACACAGUAAUGCAUAUGUCACCAUGAUCUAUUUGGGAAAAACUGUGCACCUGUCCUAUGACCUUUUAGACUACCGAGAGGAAAUAAAAAUAUAUCAACAACACUGUGGAGGAGAAAAUCUAUGUGUGUACAGGGGGAAACUGCUGGAGGGAGAAACAUUUCACUUUAUCUCCAGGCGGCAUUAUGGCUUUCCCUUCAGUCUCACAUUUUAUCUUAAUGGGAUACAAGUUGACCGCUUAAGUUCUUGCUGUGAAUAUAAGCAUCGGAAGGGUACUCGUCUGGGUGGCAAGCAUGGACACUUUGGUUUUGUCAACGUGGAAAGAUCAGCUCCUUGCUAUAGGUGUAUCAUUUCAAUGGGUCUGGACAAAAAGCCUUCUCCUCCCAAGAAAAAGAUGACUGAUGAAGAGGAUGCAAAGAAAGAAGAGUCAGAGAAAGAAGAAAUGAAAUACAAACUAAGAGAGAGCAGCAGAAGCGGAGGAGAGGAAGAGAAAGAUUCAUUGCCACAGUUUUCACCAACUUCUGUACAAAGGAAAGCAUUUGCAGAAGAUACUAAAACAAUGGAGUGGGAUAGAAAAAAAGAAAUGCAAAAGGCCAGUGAUGAAAGUGAAAAAUACCAGAGAAGUUCAGCAUAUGAUGAAGAUUUUGAAGCAGAUGAAGAGAAAUCAGAUGAGAAAGUUAAUGAAGAAGGACAGGCUGAUGAUCAAAUGAAUGGAAUGUCAAAGUCACCCUCAGAUGAUGAAAAAGAUAAUUUAGACCAUGAAAAGGAGAAUAAAAAGUCAUCACAGAAAGCUUUGCGGGCCUCUGACAGUGAGCGAGAUGAAAGUGAUGGAUAUGGUGAGAGUGACUCCGAGAGGGAGGAUAAACAAGAAAAGAAGCUUGCAUCUUCUCACUCCUCCAGCAGCAUUCUGUACAGCAGUGAAAAUGUCUCUGACUCUGAAACCAGGAAACAAGAUGAAGAGCAAGACAAUACAGAUGUACAUUCUGAAUAUGAAAGUGAGAUGACCAAAUCCCAAAGGGAGGAAAGCCAAGAAAUGGAUGUAGAAGAAGAAGACACAAUCAGUGAAGUAGAAGACACAACAGCCAAACAUAUGCCAGGAAUUUCAGAUGAACUUAAGAUGGAGUCAGAUCUUCGGGACACAAGUCCUGCUUGUGAGAAGUUGACAGACAUGAACAAGAAGGCAGGCAUGGAGGAGGAUUUAUCAGUGUAUCACAGAAGCAGCUCUCCAGAAGAAAAACCCAGCAGCACAGGGCCUUCUGAGGAUGAGGAGGAAGGUGAAUGCAAGUCGGUAAAAAAGAAAAUAGCUGAGGCCAUUGAACAUGAUCAGCUUUUGAGUUCUGAACCCGAACCUAGUGAUUCCAGCACAGAGGAUGAGGAGGAAGGUGUACCUGCUACUCGAGAUAAACAUGAAGAUGGAUCUUCCUUGGCAAAAAAAUCAAAAGCACUCAAAUCACAGAAGGUUGCAGAGCAAGUGGAAGAGAGACAGAUGGUGGGCAAGGAAAGAGCACUUGAGGAAGAGGAGCUUGUAGAUGAGGAAUGCCCCAAAGAAGCAGUUCUGGAAGAAGAAUUCCUAGUCAGAAAACAAGAUCAGACUGUGAGCAAAGAGAUAGAACUGGAGGAAGAAGCAGUAGUAGAAUCAGAUCUGGAUGAUGCAGAGAAAGACAUAACUUACGGGGAAGGAAAGAUAUCUGACGGGAAGACAAAAGUACAAAGAAAAGUCCAGAAGAUGGAGGUAAUGGCAGCAGAACAUGAAAUAUCUGAUGGAGAGGUGAUUUCAGGUGAAUCCCAGUUAGAGGGAGAAGAAGUGAAGGACCACUAUGUCACCAAGAAAUUAAUAGCUGUUGGAAAAGACUCAGAGGGAGUAGAAGGUGCAGAAGAGGUGACUGAGGCAUCUGAAAUUCUGGAAACUAUAGAAUUAGUGGGAAAGAAACCUAUAGAAGGAGAACCCAAGACAAAGGAGAUAAUGGAAGAAGCCCUUCAGACAGGUGAGGUGCUUGGGACAGAAUCUGAAGAGGCAUCACAGAAACAUAUGGUAGAAGCUGAAGGAAAUGCAACUUUGCAGGAACUGGAACAUGAAGCAGGGGGUGUAGAAAGAGCCAGUCUCAAAGAAGACAAAAGUAUGACAGGCAGUGGUUUGAUGAGAGCUGAAUACAUGGAAGAAGAAAUAUAUAUAAAAAUUAAAUUGGGAGAACCAGGCACAAAAGAUAAAGAGAAGGAUAUUUCACUGAUAGCAGAAGGCAUGAUAAGGACUGAAAAAACAGCAUUGGAUGAAGAGAGUCUAGUGCAGUUUGUGAGAGAAGACGUUGAACAGGUAGAGACAGAAGAAAUGCUUCUGAUCUCCAGAAGAGCAACUCCUAAAAGGAAUCUAGAAUUUGAGAAAGAAGAGCUUUUUACUGAAAACAUUUCAGAAGGUUUAGUCUCUAUGACUGAUGAAACAGAAGAAAGGGUGGAUAUUAAAGAGGUAAAGGCAAAAAGAAAGGUGGUGGUUAAAGAGGAGACAGAAGCUGAAGGGACUGAAAGAAAACAAACCAGUAAAGAAAAGGUAGAAGCUGAAAAGGCAGAAAGAGAAGCAGAAGCUGAGGAAGAAGCAGAGGAUGAAGAAACAAACAAAUUACUAUCAAUUAAAUGGGAGAUGAGGAAUGAGGGCUCAGAAACAGAGGGAGAAGUAGUGUCUCUGGUCACAGAAUCUGAGGGAGAACCAGUUUCUGAGAUGACCUUCAUGAGGUGGCAAAGUGUAAUGAACAUGAGAGAAGAUACAGAAGCAGAGGCAGAACAUGUACCUGAAUCAUCAUCACAAAAAGUAACAGUGAUAGGACUGAACAGAGAGACGGGAAAGAACAAUGAAAGCUGCCUUGAAGAUGAAGUGGAAGAAAGACCUGAAGAGACUGCAGCAGGGCAAAAAGCAGUGUAUUUGGAAGUGCAGAGUGAAGGAGUGACUGAUGAUGAAGAGGAGGAUGAAGAUGAGGAAUCAAGCACAGAAGAACAGAUGACAGGAGAAGGAAUAACUCUGGCAGAUGUAGAGGAAGCUCUCCUAAUAGGGAUACAGCAGUUGAUAACUGAAGUGUCAAGGAUGAAUGAGGAAGUGGAAGAUAAGGAAGAGGAACCUGAAGAGGAAAUAUUAGCAGAGGAAAUGUCAACUCAGGAGGAUCCCGAAAAAGAGGAUUUUGUUUCUGUUGUAGUAACAAAUGAAAAGUGGCAUGCUGAGAGUGACAAAGCUGAGGAAGAAGGAGUAAGGGAACCUGUGGAGGGAAACAAUGGAAGUGAAAACAGAACAAGAGGACAGGAAGAAUCUCCAGCAGAAAACCUGGCAGUGACAAAAAUCAUUCAUUGGAGCAUGCAGCAUUCUGAAGGAGAGCAGCCUCCCCAACCUCCUGACUCAUCUGACUGAGGAGACAGAUUUAAAAUGCAGAAUGUCUUGGGGUUGGACAUUCCCACUGUGUCAUCAUUGCAGUCCUGCGUUUUGGCAGAAGAAAAGGCUUGCUCAAACAUUCUCUCCAGUUCCUUCAAUGCUUGCAGUUUCUCUUUCUCAUUGUUAUUAUGAUUAUUAUUUAGUAACGUCUUUUUAAAAAAGAAUUGUUCGAAAUUGGUGCUGGCUGGGGUGUCUGCCCACUUCUUUCUUUUCCUUCCUGUGAGUAGUGUAAGCACCUGACACUUUGCACUAGUACCACUCCAGGCAAGUGAAAUAAGCCUAUCUACCCAUUUCAGAAGUAGCGCUCCUUUAUAAUUAUUAAAGUAAUAAUUAUGAGGCCUGUCCAACAGCUGCCACACAUUUCUUUUCAAAAACUAGAGAAUUAUUAUGUUACUGGAACUUUCCCAAAAUCAGCUGGUAAACUAUGGGGAUUGCAAAAGCCAUGUGAAGACUUUAUGUAGAAUAAUAAAACACCUGCA
Sceloporus undulatus (fence lizard) is the source of this 4768-nucleotide messenger RNA. RefSeq names its product glutamate rich 3 (gene ERICH3). NCBI's taxonomy places the organism in Eukaryota, Metazoa, Chordata, Lepidosauria, Squamata, Phrynosomatidae. The record is from RefSeq and is a predicted model, not a curated record. The transcript has 15 exons. Bases 210 to 4268 code for a protein of 1352 amino acids.